Talaromyces marneffei is the source of this 1536-nucleotide messenger RNA. RefSeq lists its product as uncharacterized. The record is from RefSeq and is a predicted model, not a curated record. NCBI's taxonomy places the organism in Eukaryota, Fungi, Ascomycota, Eurotiomycetes, Eurotiales, Trichocomaceae. The coding region runs from base 1 to 1536 and encodes 511 amino acids. Gene Ontology annotation, cellular component: membrane. The transcript has 2 exons. Gene Ontology annotation, molecular function: glycosyltransferase activity.
AUGCUCCCCAGGAAAUUCUACAAAGACAAUCGCAAAAUCCCACUGGGAUUUAUGCUUUUGACCACGACACUGUUUUUAUACUAUCUAAGCCUUCACAAAGAAACCGUGAGCAAUUUCGACAUUCCCUCUGAACAACAUUACUCCAGAACAGACGACUCGUCUGCAACGGACGGAUUGCUACAAGCAUUGCAAGAGCAACAGAAAAUUCAAACCGAAGAACAUUAUGCAGAAUCAGAUCAUCAGCCAGGAGUCCCAUCUCAUCAGCCGUCUCAUAGCUCUUCUCCUCCGGCCUAUACGGCUCCAAACCCCGACUAUGGCUCGCAGGGAGCACUCAAAACAAGCGAGGUCGCGCUCUUAUUGAAGACAGGUGCUUCAUUAGUAUGGAAACGGCUACCGAUUCAUUUAUUGACAAGCCUUGCGCCGGAACGCAUUGCGGCAGAGAACACAAUUAUAUACUCGGAUGUCCCAGAUGUGAUUGGCUCUUAUCAACUGGUUGACGUCCUUGCAAAUACCAGCUCACGAACUGUCCUCAGGUCUCCCGAUUUCCAGCCGUACCUGCUCCAAGAAGAUUUUGACGAGAAGCAAGGCUGGAUUGAGGGCGAUAUUGCAGGUCCCAUCGGUGGUUGGAAAUUGGACAAAUACAAAUUCUUACCACUCAUCAACCAUGCCGGACAGAGUCAGCCAGAUGCGAAAUGGUACAUAUAUAUGGAAGAUGACGCUUUCAUAUUUCUUCCAAACUUAUUGCAGCACCUUGCCACUUUUGAUUGGAAGGAUGCAUGGUACAUUGGCAGCUUAGCAGUCAAACACGGUGAGAUUUUCGCACAUGGGGGCGCUGGAUUUGCUUUGUCAAGAGGCGCCUGGGAAAAGACCUUCGGCACUGACAAGGACAUUAUCGAAAAAUAUGAAAAUUUCACAGAAGCUCAUGGAUGUGGGGAUCAUGUCCUUGGUCACGUCUUGAAGGACCAUGGGGUGAGCUUUGGCGAGACGCACGAAGCAGAGCAGUUUACCUUCGGUUUCAAUCCAGAGUCCUAUUGGAAUAUGUGGUACGGAAAGGCAAACUGGUGUAAACCGAUAUUUAGCAUGCAUCACAUGCAUUUGAAGGAUAUUUCAAGAUCCUACAAUGUGGAGAAGGCUUGGGACUUUGCUAAGAACGGCCUUAUGCGGUAUCGCGAUAUAUAUCACUCAUUCAUUGCACCAGUCACUAGACGGCGCAUUGAAUGGUGGGAUAACAGAUCUUCUAGCCACGCCAUAUCCUCAUCUGAAGCGAAAGCCGGUGAGAACAUGUGGAUUCCCGAAUCGGUUAACCCCAGAGAUUCCUGGCUGAAGAGUUGGGAGUCCGUAGAUGACUGCGAGGAAGCUUGUCUAGCGUGGCCCGAGUGUGUGCAGUGGAGUUUCUAUGAGGAUCUCUGUAAAAUGAGUGACCGUGUUGUCUUGGGAACAGGUUACACGUCGACGGACCCAAGGAGACUCACAGCAUUAAAGACAACUAGUGGCUGGGUUUCAAAACGGGUCGAGCAAUGGGCCUGUGGUAACUGA